This is a messenger RNA of Perkinsus marinus ATCC 50983, 1725 nucleotides long. RefSeq lists its product as hypothetical. Bases 1 to 1725 code for a protein of 574 amino acids. The transcript is spliced from 18 exons. Gene Ontology annotation, cellular component: spliceosomal complex. Lineage: Eukaryota; Perkinsozoa; Perkinsida; Perkinsidae. The record is from RefSeq and is a predicted model, not a curated record.
AUGGCUACCGCGUAUGAUCCUAGCGAUUCGGACAAUUUACCGGCGACAUUAACAGCUGAUGACAUUCAAGAGCUCAUCAAGAAGAACGAGCAGACCGAAGUGAAGAGUCUUGACGUGGAGGGUUGCGCUGCUCUGGUGCGGAAAGUAGCAUCAUUGGUGAAGGAGAAUCAGAGGCUUCGUAUUAAGCACUCCGAUGACCCGACCAAAUUUUUGGAGAGUGAAGUCUCACUCGCUGAGGAGAUACGCCGUUUGACCGAGUUAGCCGUUAACCCAGCCGAGCUGUACCCUGCCUUUGUAGCUGGGCAUGGGGGGAGAGUGCUCGUUGGCCUCCUCCAGCACGCCAAUGUUGAUAUCUGUGCGGAAGCUCUUGCGGUCCUUAGCGAUCUCACGGAGCCUGAGGUCUUGGCUGAUUGUGAAGAUAAAGUGGCAGGGGAUUUCGUUGAAUCGCUAGUAACUGAUGCCAAGUUGGGGAGUAUAUACAUCGAAACGUUGUGGCGGAUCUAUAGGGAACAGGGAGAGGAAGCAGAGAGUAGUGAGGAUAUCUCGGGGAAGGAGAACGAUGAAGCUGGUAAAAUGGAGGAUGCUCAGCAGGCUACUACAAACUGUCUUCAGACUAUUGAAAAUCUAUUUGAAAUAUGGCCAGCUAAAACGGUACCUGAGUUUGCAACGGGAAGGUUCGUCGAAUGGCUUGUCACUGUCAUCAAAGAAGCAGUGAGGGAGAAGAACUUCACGUAUAACGCGCUUUUUGCCUCUGAACUCCUGUCACUAUUACUGCAACAGUGCCUUAAUCCUACUCAAACCAUCCCACAGAUCGUAGAUCGUCGUAGCUUGGAUCGACUACUUCGUGUUACUAACAUGUAUCGUCACAAUGAUCCUAAGGAGACUAGUGAAAAUGAGCUGUUGGAAAAUGUGUUUGAUGCACUCGUGCUUAUCGUGCCAUAUCACCAGACGGCGUUCGGUCAGUCUCAAGGAGUUCAGCUGAUGGUGAAGUUGUUGUCCCAAGGGGCGGGGAAGCGUCUUGCGGCACGGUUGAGUCUUCGGGUCCUCGAGGCAGCCUUGCGAGACCAUCCGGAAAAUUGCAAGAUUUUCGUGGAGCAGAUGGGGUUGAAGUCGAUAUUCGGAUUGUUGAGCCACCGCAAGGCUACUGAUACAGAGAUGGAGGCAGUGGUGAGCAUCAUCUACCAUCUACUGAGGAACACUAGGGGCUCGGAAGCUGCUCGGGUGUUGAACAAGUUCACGGAAGGGUCUUUCAGUAAAGUCGAUACUCUGGUGAAAUUGCGAGAGGAUACUCGAAAGCAUCUGGAGCGAAGGCUGAAGGCCUACGAUGAGGAGAGCGCUGAGAGGGGCUCGGCGGUAGCAGAGGAGGAGGAGGAGGAUCUGGGGGAGGAUCCUAAGGAGGCGCGGUAUGUUUUCGCACUGGGGAGUGGCUUGUCUCAGCUGCAGCUCAUUGACCUAUGUCUGUUAUUACUCUGUCACAAUUCGGGAAAUAAGGCCCUUACGGAGCAUCUCUGUAGAGCGGUCCAAGGGAUGACAGGUUCAAUACGUGAGGUUAUUGCUCAGUAUACGGAUGAGCUUGAGGACUCGGAGAAAGGCCGGACGAAGGAUCUUAUGGAGAUGGUCACUGGUUUGGAGCAUCUCUGUGAGAAGGUUGCUAAGAGUGGCAAGUCGAGUAGACGCGAUGAUGGGGACUUGAGUGGGCCGGAGGCGAAGCGGAGUAAAGCUUGA